This is a messenger RNA of Schistosoma curassoni, 5507 nucleotides long. NCBI's taxonomy places the organism in Eukaryota, Metazoa, Platyhelminthes, Trematoda, Strigeidida, Schistosomatidae. The record is from the annotation of a GenBank genome assembly.
GAUACUUGUAGAUAAUAUUGUCUUUGAUUGACAAUCAUCUAAUCUCAAGAACCCUGUGAACAUGUUGGUUGUGGAUAAUGUCGAUGGAAGACAUUUUGAUUCCACACAUCACUGUCAAUCUCUCCACACAAUAGAUGCCGAAACGUUAGCAAUCCCAAAUUUAAUACGUUCAAAGAAAUCAUUCAUCAUGUUGAUAGUGUUGAUUCUUUCGUUUAUGUUAGUCGAUGAUGCUUCAGCAUUGAGCAGGUUUAAUUUUUUUGAAUUUGAUUCGCAGUAUACAAAUACGUUAACUACUAAUGCAACUGAAAAUAUCGGCGAUGACAAUAAUGUGUCGAUUCAUUCAUCAGAGGAUUUUAGAUUACCACAUACAUUGUUUCCACAUUCCUACGAUUUGUCAAUUCAAGUCCAUUUGCACGAUAACAAGUCGCAAGCAUUUUUCUUCAAUGGAUCUGUGACAAUAAAAGUUUUCUGUAAUGUGUCGACAACCGAGUUCUUCGUACAUGCAGCCGAUAAUCUGAAUGUGAGCUUGGAUCAAAUCCAUAUGUCUCUUCUUGAUGAGCGAAAUCAAACAAAAUCUGUUAUUGAAAUAAUACGCGUUAAUUAUAUUGAAGAUGAUGAGUGUUAUCAAAUUAAACUCAAAACGCCUUUGCAACCAUAUACUUAUUACAACCUGACAUUUGGACAGUUUCGUUCUGAUAUGGACUAUGAUUCUGAUGGACUGUAUAUUAGCAGAUAUUUGGAGAAUGGGAUUUACAAAUAUUUGGCAAGUACUUACAUGGAGUCAAUUUAUGCAAGGAAUGUAUUUCCAUGUUGGGAUGAGCCGGAAUUUAAAGCAAAUUUCAAGGUCAAUAUUGUACGCGACGAAAAUUUCCAUUCGCUUUCAAACAUGAAUUUGGAAAGUACGGAAGUGUUGUACGAUAAUUGGCGUGUCGACAGGUAUAACACCAGUGUGAAAAUGUCCACAUAUCUGUUGGCAUUUGUAGUUUCACAGUUUUCGAAUAUUCAGAGGACAGACAAUAGAGGACGAAACUUCACUGUUUGGGCAAGACCGGAUAAAAUUCGAUCAGCUGAAUAUGCACUUGAUAUUGGCAUAAAAUUAUUGGGAUACUUUGAAGAUUAUUUUGGCAUUCCCUAUUCACUUCCUAAAAUGGAUAUGGUUGCGAUUCCUAAGACUUCAAUGAUGGCAAUGGAAAACUGGGGUUUGAUAACUUAUGAUGAAAAUUUAAUGUUAUGGGACGCAGAAAACGGUUCAAUAAAUACUUUAAUUGAUGUGACGUUUUCUGUCUCACAUAAACUUGCUCAUCAGUGGUUAGGAAACUUAGUGACAAUGAAAUGGUGGGAUAACUUGUGGUUGAACGAAGGCUUCGCAACAUUUUUCGAAUACAUCGGAGUACAGUUACUACAUCCUGAGUGGAAAGUAGAUGAACUAUUCAUACUGGAUGAAUUGAUGCUUGCACUUGAUAUUGAUACUAUGAUGUUAUCAAGACCAGUCAUUUAUCCGGCUAAUACUGCAAUACGAAUUAUAACCAUGUUUGAUUUAAUCACCUAUGAUAAGGGUGCCUCUUUGGUUUGGAUGAUGGAGAAAUUCAUGGGCCGUAGUGCGUUUCAAAACGGUUUAAAAAGAUAUUUAAUUCAAAACCAAUAUAAGAACACAGAUGAAAAGGAUUUAUGGAGGGCAUUAUCUGAAGAAUGGGAUACUCAAGUAAAUCAUUUGGACAUUGGAUUUAUUAUGGAUUCUUGGACUAAACAAAGGAAUUAUCCACUAGUGAUUGUAAAGAGAAAUGGGUCGAAUGUGUUCAGUUUUGAGCAGAUACGUUACUUUCAACCCUAUGGUAACAAGUCAUCUCAAACAAAUCGAGAAUACUCCUGGAGAAUACCAAUCACUUAUGGGUCAGAACAAACGGUGAACUGGACAAAUAUCGAUAUUGUGUGGAUGGUGAAAAACAAAAUGAAUCAAACAAUGAACAUAAGCCCAGACGACUGGUAUUUGGUGAAUGUAAACCAAGGCGGAUUUUAUCGUGUUCACUACGCUGACAAUAACUGGAUCUUAUUAAUCAAUCAAUUGCAAAGGAAUUUCACGGCUAUUCCAGUCUUUUCACGUGCACAAAUAUUGAAUGAUUUAUUCAGUCUUGCAAAUCAACAUAUCGUACCGUAUACUCUUUUCUUGGACGCGACAAAAUACCUAAUCCGCGAAGAUGAGUUUAUCGUAUGGAUAACAGCUAGUCGAGCGCUGCUUUACAUUAAUAACGUGCUUGCUCUGAAUGAGAAUUAUGAAGAUUUCCAAGCAUACUUGCGAACUCUUAUCGAUAACCGAAUUCGAUCAGCGAAUUGGUCAUUUGUUGGUAAAGGUCAAGAUCUUCCAAAGAUACGUUUAGACUAUAAUGUGAUCAAACUCGCUUGUAUAGCUGAACAUCAACUUUGUGUGAACAAAACUACGGAUCUCUUCAGACAAUGGAUGUCGAAACUCGAAACGAACCCCAUACGACCUGAUAUGAGAGACAUUACUUAUUGUACAGCUAUUCGUCAUGGUGGUCAAGAAGAAUGGACAUUUUUAGAACGUCAGCUGAUAUUGAAUGAAACUGUGAAUGAGAUUGAGAAUGCAAACAAUAUGCUGGCUUUAACCUGUUCUCGUGAUAAAGAAAUUAUGAUAAGGUAACUUAUUCUGUUACGUUGAAUAUUUCACUGUCACAUCUGUUAAUGAAAACGGUAACCCGACUAGAUGUUUGGAAUCCCCAUCCCUAUCAGCUAAUGAAUAUGGUCACAGAAUCUAAAUGCGUUUGUUAUGAUCGAAGAUUUCUCAAAAUUUGCAUGAUAUUUUUGGAAAGUAUGUGUGACAAUGACUAUGAUUGAAUAAUUAGAAAGAUAUGUGUUUUUAUAUGAAUAUUUACCCAACUCACCCUCAAAUGUAAUAGAACAUGGGACAUGUUCUUAAUUUAUGGUUGAAAGUUCUUUAAACUAUAUCACUCACAUUUUUGGACCGAGUCUAUCAUGUACCAUCGAGUGAACACGACAAAUUUGAACAACUGAUUCAAACCUUAGUGGUUUACAUUGUUGACUUCAGUUAAUUCGCUUUCAUAUCAUAAUCGACUUAAAUUUAACUCCAUGUGGAUAUACUGAGAUCAGUAGAAUUUCACAUGUGGAUCAACAGUUACCUCAUGAUUAUCAUCAAGAUAUGUCACUCAAAACGUGUCAGUGAACACUGAAGUUUAAAGUCAACUAGAACCCAUCGAUUAAUACUGAACAAAUAUUUCUCAAUUCAACGAUAACGUUCACUGACAAACAAAACCGACAUCAAUGGGACUACCGAUAUCAAGACUUAUUACAAAGUGGUGAUGUAACAACUGAAAGCUUCAUAUUUAUCAGUAAUCACACUGAGAAUGUCGAUUCGUUAUUUGCACGACACAUUCGUCAUCAUCAAGAACAUGGAGUUUAAAAUACGACAUCCUCGAAGGGAUAGAAUUCACAAUGAAAAGAGAAGGAAUCGUCGUCAAGACCAGUCAUCAUAGCUACAAAUCUCAUCGGCCAUACCUUAGUCCUGGCCCCCAUAUCCUUUUAUUCUACAGAUGUAAAUGUUCAUAUGAUUAAAUUAGCACACCACACCUACUCAGCUAAUUAUUUCCUUCAUCUUUUCAUCAGGUACUUAGAGCGGGUAAGAGAGAACGAGAACUUGUGGUUCACGCUUGACUAUUUCGCGAAGUCUCCAGUUGGUAAUCAAAUUUUAUGGGACCACCUGAGUGAUGUAAAUAAUUUUAUUAAACAUAAGUGAGUUUAAAUUUCUAUUGACAGUGAGGAACUGAUGUCAUAUUAAUGUCAUGAGGUUGGUGGUGCUUGUUGACUUCAGACGUUCGCGAUUUGCUUGUGAAGUCGAAUGGUAUACAUUAUAUGUAGGGGAUUGAUUGAAUACGAAUACCUUGAAAUGUCAGUUUGCAAUAAAGGAGAUUUUGUAGACCUAUUUCAUUCAUGCUUUCGCAUAUGAAAAAUUCUAUCAAAUAUAUCAACAUUUUGAUGAACAUAGUAAUUUAUCUCAUACAAAUUUUCCAGCAAAUGUAAUUUUAAUCUGAUUAACAUAUCAAUAAACAGUUAGUACAAGGACUAUUAUAUUACCUUAAAUAACUCAUAUUUGUGCUAUUUAGGUUUUGGAUGUUUUAGUUCUCGAUUUUUAAGCUCAGUAGAAUGCAACUGUCUUGACGUUCGUAUUGAAGAUUCUGAAUUUGAUGUUGGUUUUAUCUGAUGACCACCCUGAUUUGUUCGAUGGUUGGUGGAGUGACAUCUGGGUCUGGCCUAAUUAAUAGUUACUCAAAUUGUUCUGCUCAUCUAAUUCUCUGUUCUUCAACCUCGGUGAAUUUCUCGCCUUUUUGUGCCUGACUGGUCUCUCUGCCUUCGUACAUUUUCUUGCCACCAUCGUCGAGUCAUGUGCCUGUUUUUCGUUUCCUUUCAGGCAAAUUUAAUUUGGUGUAUGCAUUUGUGUGAGAAUAUUGUGCCGCUAUAACCGAUUUGUUGAAUGCACAUGGACGUGCAAAUCUCUCAUUAUUUGUGUUCAUUCGUCUUAGUCCAUGUCUUCCCACUAUAUCUUCGUACCCGUUGUUAUGCACUCCGACUUUCGUGUUUAGAUCACUUGUCAGUAUGAUCAGGUCCUUUCCUGAGCACUUAGUCAUGAUUGAUUGCAGCCUCCUGUAGGACUAAUCUUCAGUCGGUGUGUGCACAACACAGGAUAAAAUUGAUUGUACUUCUCACCUUCUUUGUUUCGAAUAAUGCUUUGAUUUUCUUGGUCUAUAAAAUUGCCUCCCCAUUGGUGUGCUUCUUUGACAGCAUCAGAGCAACUCCCUGAGUGUGCGGAGCAUUUUCCUCUUCAUUAGUUCAAUAUGAGUAUUGUCUUGUUGGCACUACCAAGUACUCAGUCAUUCGUCUAUGGAUAUACUUGAUGGAAAAUAACCAUACUAAUUUUGUAUUUCGCUCUCUAAUUUUGUUUCACAGAGACUUCACGGAAUCCAUACUAAACGCACUAGCUAAAUAUCCUUACUCAUUGUUUAGUGGAAGGAAUUAUGAAAAGAUCCUCCUAACAGAAGCUAAUAAUCAAAUAGACCCAGAACUUCGAGAAAAGGUCAUAUAUUUAUUUGAGAUAUCCAGUGAAAAACCGAAGUGGACUGAAGUAUAUUCUGCCAUUAUUCAGUGGUUGAAAGAAAAUGUCCCAAUUGUUACCCAUUCAGUAUAGAUCAGUAGCGUUGAUGAAGAUCAACCGAUUGUUCAAGCAUAAACGAUACGAGAUAAUUCUUUCGACUUCCGUCAUUGUUAGCAUUAGUAUCUUUUUAUUCUAUCAAGCCUUAGAACAUCUAUAUGUUACUCCAUAUUCACACCAGCACUUUGAAUGAUUGCUUGUAGUAACUCGUAGUAACGUUUACUGUAUAUUUGUAUUCAUUCAUACAACACUGACGUUAUAAUAGUUUUGUUGUGGGUUUUGAUUCAAAAUAUUCAAUAUACAGAGUGUCAAAUAAAAUACGUUGAGUAUG